CAUAUACACACACAUACAGGUCAAAGCCAUGCAGCCUUUGGAAAGAGAGGAAAAACCUUUUCUAAGACACACCACUUCAAAGUGUUGUUAUUAGAAAAUCGGGAUCGGCAAUCAGAAUAUUUAAAAUGGACCUGGAUGAUAGCCCAGAUAAUCAAGUAAUCACGAGGAGAGGUAGAUACUUUGUCAAGAGGCGGGUCAACAGGGAACAUAAUAGUAAUUUCAAUGCCGGGUACAUCAACAUUGAUGAGCAGUAUCUCCACAGGACUGGGGUCAGAGGUCGUAAAGUCUACGUUCUGUAUUGCCUUAUCUUCGUUCUGCUUGUUCUAGCUCUGCUGAAUAUAAUGAUGACAGUUGGUAUCCUGUACAUGCUGAGAGUGAACACAGAAGGAGUAGAAAUGUUGGAGUUUAUCCCUGACAACAACCUGUUACGAUUUCUGGCAGAGACCACCUUUCCCUCUAUCAGUUUGUUCCAAGGUGGAGUUGGCAGCAGACAUGAUUCUUCAUUAGACAUAGAUUCUGGACAACAGAUUGUUAUAAAUGCAUCCUCUUUCAAGAAGAAAGAUGUUGAAGGACCAUCCAGCGGCUGA
Messenger RNA from Saccostrea cuccullata (small rock oyster), 587 nucleotides. RefSeq names its product beta-sarcoglycan-like. Bases 126 to 587 code for a protein of 153 amino acids. The transcript has 6 exons. NCBI's taxonomy places the organism in Eukaryota, Metazoa, Mollusca, Bivalvia, Ostreida, Ostreidae. The record is from RefSeq and is a predicted model, not a curated record. Gene Ontology annotation, biological process: muscle organ development. Gene Ontology annotation, cellular component: sarcolemma; sarcoglycan complex.